Arctia plantaginis is the source of this 1938-nucleotide messenger RNA. NCBI's taxonomy places the organism in Eukaryota, Metazoa, Arthropoda, Insecta, Lepidoptera, Erebidae. The record is from the annotation of a GenBank genome assembly.
AUGGCCGAUUGCUUCCGAUGGGGUUGUUCGCGACAUUUACGUAUGCUGAAGAUGCCAGUUAAUUCUGUAACUGAAUCGAAAAAAGGAGACGAAAAACCAAAAUUUUCCCUGUCAUUAAACAGAAAUAAUGCAACUUAUUUGAGCAGAGAAAAUAAGAAACCGAUAGAGAAUUCGAAGGAGAACAGUAGUGACCCUUUCAAGCAAUCCACUAGUAGUAAUAAAGAAAACAAGCCUUUGAAAAGACCUUUGAAGAGCUUAUACUCGAAUACUUUAUUAGUGGCGAAGAGAUUAAAGCCCCUGACUGAGUCAUCAAAGCCUACUACAGAGAGUUUAUAUAAUCCAGAACUCAUAGUAUUGGACCAGCCUUUGGCCCGCCCUGCCAUGUUGAAUGGCCAUCAUACGACAGACACUCAGUAUGCGGGGACUACACAACGCAAGGCCCCCAUCGCUACACUCUCCAAUUUGGGAAAUACAUGUUUCCUCAACAGUGUGCUCUAUACUUUAAGAUAUGCACCAAGGUUUCUACACAACUUACACCACCUUGUAGCAGACUUAGCCAGUGUAGAACAGAAACUUGGUAGCAUCAGAUUAAAAAGCUCUUCUUUGGGCAGAAGUGCAGCAGGUUUGGCAUCAUCAGGGACCAGAUCUUGGAGCAGUAAAGAUUUGUUGUCCCUGGGACAAUCAGACACUAGUGCAGGAAAGAGUAAGAUACAGAUAGCCACAGAGAAACUACACGAAACAUAUUUAAACUUGCGUGCUGCGGAGAGCAAAUGCCUGAACAGUAGUUCUGCAGAUGCCAGCCCUGAACCAUUUGCUGCCGACGCAUUUCUGGCUGCACUUAGAGAUGUUAACUCAACUUUUGAAGGCAACAGGCAACAGGAUGCUCAUGAACUGCUGGUGUGCAUACUAGACAACAUUAGAGAAACGUGUCGAGCUUUAAGCGCAAGAGCCAAUAGACUGCAACUUCAUGAGAAUGGUGACAGCAAUGGAAUUGGUCGACCAGCAAACCUAGAAACAGAAACUGGCAAGCCUACCCUUGGGCUCCGCAAGUCGUGGAAGAAACGCAAAGAGGUAAAAACCACUGAUAAGCGAGCUUCACCUACCGAUGACCGUCCACCCACACCCCCACCUGUUGAUAAAGAUGAACGAACCAGACCAGGAUGGGACUUCGUUGCUGAUGAUUUUGAAGGUACAAUGGUUGUACGCACAAUGUGUUUGGAGUGUGAAGCAGUGACAGAAAAGGCUCAGGCUGUUUGUGAACUGUGUGUGCCUGUAACUGAUGAUGAGGAGGACGAGGAGCCAUUCAAAGCAGCGUGUCUAUCUACUGAGUACCUACGUGAUCAGAAUAAGUACUGGUGCGAACGAUGUCUUCGUUACAACGAGGCGCGGCGUAGCGUGGCUUACUCGCGCUUGCCGCGCCUACUUGUGCUGCAGCUCAAGCGGUUCAGCGGCGGCAUGGAGAAGAUCACUCGCCACGCGCCCACACCCCUGUUCAUGCCCUGCUUCUGCGAACCCUGCGCCAAGAGGCCGCCGGAUCAACCUCCUACGCACAGGUACGUCUUGUGGGGCGUGAUAAUGCACCUGGGCCAGACGCUGACGGGCGGGCACUACGUGGCGUACGCGCGCGCGGCGGGCGCGGGGGCGGGCGCGGAGGCGUGCGGGCGCGAGGCGGGCGCGGGCGAGGGCGCGGGCGGCGGCUCGUCGUUCAUGCGCUCGCUGUUCAACCGGCCGCGCCCCGCGCCCGCGGGCUGCGCGGCGCGCGACUGCUGCGUGCCGCGCGCGCGCGACCCCGCCGCGCCCGCCUGGCUCGCGUGCGACGACGACCUCGUCAAGCCCAUCUCCGACGAGGAGUUCGAGGACCUGCUGUCGGCCGAGCCCAAGAUGCGCUCGGCGGCCACGCCCUACCUGCUGUUCUACGUCAAGAGCGAGGUCGGCUAG